UUUCUCCUGUAGUCGUCGAGCCUAAUGGACUGAGGGAUUAAAUCAAAGGCGUGUUUUGAGUCCUGAGGCUGUUUCUUUAGGGUUUGAAGAACGAGACAAAGAGAAAGAUGGGAGAGGAAACCCUCCCUUCUUGAAGAACGUCUAUGGUAUGGCUCAGUUGCCAUGGGGACAAAGAGUAACAUCAGUUGGGAGCCAAGGGGGCGGGGAAGGCUAUGGCUACUCUAGUCUCUCUGCAAAGUCGGCUACCGUUAAUCGACUGCCAAUACUACUAUAGGAACAGGACUGUAGAUGGAUAUAGAAAAAAGGAAUAUAAGGCAGCAGUCAAAAUACAGAGCUGGUUUCGAGGAUGUCGAGUACGGGCUUAUAUCAGGUAUUUAAAUAAAAUGAUGACUGUUAUACAGAAAUGGUGGAGAGGCUACUUGGGGAGAAAACACUAUCGACAAAUGGUGAAGACAGCAUAUUUGACUAUGAAGAUGAAUUUCUACAAUGAAAUGGCUGUCAGGAUUCAGAAGCGAUGGAGAGGAUUUAAGAUACGGAAAUACUGCUUUAAUUAUUAUUAUUUGAAGGAAUAUCUGAGAGCUAUUUCUGACACCAAUCAAGCAAUCAGGGAAGCACUGGAGGAAUUUGCUGAGAUGAGGGGGAGAGAAAAGAAGAAGGCUGACUUAGAGAAGGAAGAAAAGAGAAAGCAGAACCAAGCUCGAAAGACCCAUUACCUUCUCAGCACAAAGCAGAUUCCAGGUAUAUACAACUCACCAUUUAGAGAUCCAGAUCCAAUGGAGUUUGAAAUAAGGAAAGUGAGGGCUUUUCAAAUGCCAUCUGCAGCACAUCAAAUUCAGCAGACAGAUUAUGAAGACCUUUCCACCUGGCUUGCUUGCACAAGCAAGCGUUCUUUCCCACGAUCAGACAUUUUACCACCCAUUAACAGGAAGCAAUGCCAGGGGCCCUUCCGAGAUAUCGCUGAAGUAUUGCAGCAGCGCUACAAGCCUUUGCAGCCAACCUUGCGGGUGGCCACAUCAAUCAAUUCAGAAAAAGAUGCCCGAGAGGAACUCAGAAGGGAGGAAUGGAACAACCGUGUUCAUGACAACGUGUUCUUGCCAUUUUCUAGUUUCAGUAAGAAUGAAAAGUAUGUCCCAAUGGUUCAGACUUCAACUAAGUAUAAUGGCAUUUCCUAUGCACAAAAACAGUUCCAAGAGGAAGAACCUACAAAAUGGAUGAGUAACAAGCAUUGGCAACUUCCGGUCAAGAUGGCGGCUUAGAAGCAGCGAAAGUUCAGACCUCAGAAAACCCUUCCUUACCGAUCACAAACUGAAUGCUCCUCGGACACCGAAAUUCAAACUGAACAACAGGAUAGACCCCCGGAACCCUCCUCCUGGACCUGAAUCAAAAGGUAUGGCCCCCCAAAAGCCAGAACCCGAGAUCACUCAGAUCUAAGGAGUAGGCAGAAGAAAGGUCCCAGGACCCAUCCCCCCCAACCCCGAGUGUUGAGCCUGU
Molecule: messenger RNA, 1491 nt
Organism: Monodelphis domestica (gray short-tailed opossum)
Lineage: Eukaryota; Metazoa; Chordata; Mammalia; Didelphimorphia; Didelphidae
Source: RefSeq, a predicted model, not a curated record